AUGGCGUACGCUAAACAGGGAACAGAAGGAAAGACUAGACUUGAACGUAUGCAGGACACUCUCCGCGAUUUUGGCAAGUUUCUCUACAGUCGAAAUGAAGACAAUGAGGUCACAAUUAUGGGCCGGAAUGGCGCGAGCUGGGGUAAGUCUUGUUAGAUCCUCGAAGGUUAAUAGUUCUUGUACAGUUGAAAUAACUUAACUAACUAGAUAUUGAUGAAUGUUAGUCGUUUGUGGAGCCUUUCCUUUAAGGAAAAAUGAUGUAAACUUAAGCCUUUACGUUAAAAAUAUUUAUCAUAACUUUUUCUAUUGAAUUUCAGCAAAGCUCGCCGUUUUCUUCUUGAUAUUUUACGGCUGUUUGGCUGGGUUUUUUGCGGCCAUGUUGUCGGUAUUCAUGACCACGGUUCCAGAGAAGGCGGAUGGGCCAAAGUUUACUAAAUUCAUAGCAGGAAAACAAGGUAUCCCUAUCUUUUUCUACUUGUUUUAUAGUUAUUUUAACUCUGUAUUUAGUGGAAUUCUUAUUUCCUCUUGGAAGCUCAAAUCAGGAAAACUAAUCAAGCUUACCGUAAAUGAGUAAGCCGGCCGCCUGCAUGCACAACCACCAAAUCCGGUUGUACUCUUAUUUGCAAUGCAAGCGAUUCUCAAAUUGAGUCGUAUCUGGUGUGUUAUGUGCUAAUAUUUCUAUUCUGGAUUGGAGAUUACGGCGAAAUCCUUAUUUUCCUGGACUACACUCCUCUUUUCAGCGAGUAAAACCUCGAAGAUUUGAUUUCACUUGUGUAGUCCCAUUGGGAACGAGCACUGAUCUGUGGCCAGCUGAAACGGUCGAUAUUUCCUCUGAUGAAAUAGAUUUACUUGGUGUUUUAAUAGAUCUUUAUACCUGACACGAUUAAAGCAGUCGCUAAAUAUUUUUUUGUUUGCUUAAUACUUGUUUUCGGUCAAUUUAUUCGUGUGAAGAUUGGAACAGACGAGGGGUGGGUCUGCUAAGCUUGAUGCCCGGUAAGAAUGGAAAUUGACAAGGCGUUUGUUACAUAAUCCAGCGCCUUAUCGGAUUGUUUGCUACACAUCGAGUUACUUCUGCAGUUUUGAAAAGCGUUCCCGCUUUUGUGAACGUGGAGAAUGUUCUCAGUUUGCAUAGGUUAUACGCAAUACUGUCCCCAUUAAGAGAUAUAUGACGCGGCAAGUUUGUUACGGGCUUCGAUGUUGUUUGAAGUGUGUGGUUUUAGUAAUAUUGAUUAUGCGCAUGAUUUGUUAUUGUGGCGUCAUCUGUUGAAAACUAAAUUGUCAUUCCAAUAUAUAAAACUGUCAUGGUAUUUGAUUUAUAACCUACUCUAUUCCAGUAUAUUUCUACAUAAAACUAAAACUUCUAUCAGUAUUCAAACUGUAUUAAAACGCUCACUUGAAUUUUCUUAUUUCUGCUUAUGGUACACUGUAGCUUUGCCAUAACUAGCAAAGGAGAGCUAGUUGAAGGAACCAUUGAACUGGAAAGGCUUGCAAAGAAACUGGGAUUUCUAUUGGGCUGUGCACAAUAUUUCGUUAGAGGCUCAUAAACUUUGACAGAAUAUCCUACCACAAAUGUUGCUUUUACUUUAUUGUAGGAAAUUAAUGCUAGUGUUAAUUAAGGUUUUGAAAUUAAAGCGAAUUAAAGGGAAAAAUACUUCCCAAUGAAAGAAAUUAAUGCAAAAGGUGGGGUAAAAUUUAAAAAGAAAGAAAAUCAAUGCACCGUACAAAAAGAAACAAAAGUUGUUUAAACAACAGGAACAAAUUUAUUUAAACUUGACCGAAAUCCAGGAAGCAGAUGUUGAGAGUUAUUCUCCCUACGGUGACCAUGAAGAUGAAAUGUUGUGACAGUAAUCAAUUUGUGAAAUAUUGAUCUGAAAUAAAGUGCGCAAAACUAAAGCUAUUCAGUUUCCUAGGCAUCAAGAAUGUCUGGAUUAUGUCAAGAAUUUGGGGCCAAAAUGAUAGAAACUAAGGUCACAGAAAUUAACGUUGCACUUAAUUAAUGGUGCAGAAAUUAAUGUUAACAAAAAUUAACAUAAAAUUUGUAAAUUCGCAUUCAUUUCAUAAAGCGUUAAUUUCCUAUAAUAAGGUUGUCCAAAGAUAGUAAAAAAAUGACCUUUGAACAUUGCACUGCACUUGAGCUCCACCCCUCCAUCCCACUGCUUUGCUUGAGUUGACCGUACCACCAUCACCCCCAGGUAUCUCUAACUUUUCAUUCCUUUAAAACCACUGUAUCAUUUCAUUUGAAAUUUUUCAUAUUGCCCAUGUUACUAACAACAUAAUUAUGAUUGAUGUAUCAUGUAGUCAGCCUUGUCUUCUUAAGUUUCUCUAUAUGUCAGUUCAUCGAUACUAAGUUAGUUUUGUCUUCUUAUGUUUCUCCUUCAUUUAUUUGCACAAUGCUAGUCUUGUGUCUUUUGUGUUUAUCUUUACAUUAGUUAAUUUGUAGAGUGUCAGGAUUUUCCUGUUUCUUGCAUCAUCAGUUUCUCAGUUGUAACGUGAGAUCAGGCGCAACAGUAGUAGCUUCCAUAAGUUGUCUUUUACAUGGUUGAGCUAAAAUUUUCAUGCCUUGAUAGAAUAUCUUUCUUGCUUCUCCGUAUUGGCAUGAUCUUCUGAAAAAUAGUACAGUCUUUUGCCCGUUUUAGUCUCUUAUUUCUUUGUAGGUUUUUGCUUAACCCUUUAAGCCCUAAGAGUGAUCAGCAUCAAAUUUCUCUUUGUAAUAUCAAUGCUUUGGAAAACAGAGUGGUCAUGAGAAUUACAGAUCUGAUCACACGAUGAAUUUGCUUGAUAUAUUAUCAACUUCUCACCACUACUUCUGUAGGAAGUGAAUAGGGACAACAAAUGAGAAUUCAAAUUUUGAUCUUAGGGUUUAAAGGGUUAAUCCAGCUUGUUUGUACAUGCAUGUUCAGGGGUUUCAAUAAAAAUUGAAGUAGCCAGCAGAUUUGAAUAGAGUAACCGACUGUAUCAACAGUCCACGUUUUCAAGGGGUGUCUGGGGCAUGCUCCCUCAGAAAAUUUUAACAUUGCAAAACCCUAAUAAGCGAUUUCCAGCAUUUAGGGGACUAAACUGAGUGGAAAAGAGCAAGUUUUCCAUUCAAGAAGAUUUGGGUUUUAGUCAAAUUUUGAUUUAUUAGCCACAUGAUUAACUCCUGCAAGCAAUGAACGAAUGAUCAUGAUACUAAGUUACAUACAUUUCAGCGUCAACAAAUUCUAUUGUUCUCCUCAACAUUAUUCAAACUAGCAGCUUCUUCUUCGGAGAAAAAAAUAGCCGACUUCUCUGAGCAAUGUAGCCGACGCAUUUCGUCGGUCGUCUGUGCUUACUGAAACCCCUGCAUGUUGUUAGCCUAAUAUUGCCUUAUCUAUGCUUUUCUUAAACUAAAAAAUCAGUUUGUUCGAGUGGUGUUUGAGUUGCUGGACAACACAGGGCACUACUUCAUUUUACUGCCGUGAAACACACUACUAUUAUGAUUAGAAGUACAGGUCAAGGAGCUGUCUGUUUUACACGACUCGCCAGUUGGCGAACAGAUCUUAAAAUGAAGGCUCAUGGAUUGUAUUCUUUCCCCACUCGCAUCUUGCCUUCAGCUAGACAUAUUCUUAGCCACACCCUAUCUGUACUAAUCAACAAGUCGGUUGAACAUGGAAUAUAUCCCACUAAAUUAAAGCUUGCUAAAGUAAUCCCAAUCCACAAAGCCAAUGACGAAUCUGACCCAUCCAACUACAGACCCAUAUCACUACUUUCAGUCUUCAACCGAAUCUUUGAAAAAAUGAUGUACAUUCGCUUGAAAUCAUUUCUUGAAAAGUUCAGUAUUCUCUAUGAUUCACAGUAUGGAUUUCGUGAAAAGCGGUCCACUGAACAUGCUAUCUUGGAAAUCACCAAUCAGAUUCAAACUAAUAUGGAUAGAAAGCUGUACACCUGCAGAAUAUUUAUUGAUUUACAAAAAGCUUUUGACACAGUCGACCACUCAAUACUUUUAAAGAAACUUGAACAUUAUGGUAUAUGCGGGAUUGUGAAUGACUGGUUUACUUCCUACCUUACUAGUCGCAAGCAAAUAACUGAAUUUGGCCCCUCAAAUAUAUCUAAGAAAGCGACAGUAUUAUCUGGGGUUCCCCAAGGAUCAGUCCUAGGGCCUCUGCUCUUUCUUGUUUAUAUAAAUGAUAUUCGUAAUAGUUGUAACCGAAUGAAGUUUUACCUAUUCGCAGACUAUACGAAUCUUUUAUAUCCAGAUAAAAACCUAAAAUCCCUGGAAUCUACGGUAAACGAUGAGUUCUGUAAGCUUUUCGACUGGCUAAUAGCGAACAAAUUAUCUCUAAACAUUAAAAAAUCUAAUUAUGUUAUUUUUCGACCAAGACAAAAAAAUGUCAAAUACGAAGUUAAUUUUAAAAUAUUCAACCAUCAUACCAACUCUUACACAUCUUUGGAAAGUAAAAGUUAUGUUCAAUAUCUAGGCGUGCUUAUUGAUGAGAACCUCUCUUGGAAACAUCAUAUUUUACAUAUAGCCUCUAAAAUAAGCACAUCGAUUGGCAUUAUUGCUAGGCUAAGACAUUUCGUACCACUUAAUGCUUUACAACAUAUAUACAGAUCGCUGAUUCAACCCUAUUUGUUAAAUGGCAUAACGGCGUGGGGCCGAGCAGACAAAAUCCACAGAAACAAAAUCCUAUGUCUUCAGAAACGUGCCCUUCGCCUCAUGUUUUUUGGUGAUUAUAAAGCUCACGCAGUACCCUUCUUCAUUUCAUCCAGUCUACUACCUCUAGAUCUUCUUUACUUCAAGUCAGUUGCUGUCUUAAUGUAUGACGUCUCAAAUAACACAUCGCUACCUCAAAUAAGUAAUUUAUUGAAUUACCAACAUAAUAUUCAUUCACAUAACACAAGAUCAUCAACAAGAGGCAACUUCUUUCUCGAAUACCCUAGAUUAGACAAGCUAAACAUGUCUUUUUCAAGAAACGGUGUUAGAGUCUGGAAUAACCUAUCUAAUGAAAUUCGUCAAAUGCCUAAAGUGAAAUUUAAACGCAACAUUCACAAUAUGCUCCUUCAGAAACUCUCGGAGGCGAAUGAGUAUAUUGAUCUAUUGGAUUUGAAUAUGUCUUGAAAACUAAACUCAGUUCAUUCUAUUAGCUUUCUAUCUACAUUAUCCUUCCAGCUUCCCAUGUAAUCUGCCUUAUUUCUCCUGAGAAUCUUCCUUUUUUUUUCCCAAAUGUUAUUAAUACUAGUCAGUAUUCAGUAUUCACCUUAUUUUAAUGUAUUGUGCGAUAAUAAUUAAUUUUACUUAGUAUUGUAAUUGUAAUUAUUCACUUUGUAUUUAGUAUUCAGCUUAUUUUAAUGUAUUGUACGAUAAUAAUUAAUUCUACUUAGUAUUUAAUUGUAUUGUUAUUGUAAUUAUUCUACUUAGUGUCAAGCCACUGCUCGCCUCGAAUAGCUAUAGCUAACUGCGAGCAGUGGUACAUCAUAUUUUGUAUUUUCUCAAUUUUUCUUAAUAAACUUGAAACUUAAACUUGAAGUCGGCAGGGAUCACUUUUUAGUCGUAUUGGUGGCAUGUGCAAGUCAGGCUUGUUAAUGCUCUGAUUUCUCUACAGGUCUUAUUCCCACACCACUUGAAGUGAAGUCUGGACAAAAAGAUGAUCAUGUGGAGGCCAUAAAUAAGUUCUUGGAACGUAAGUUUCUGUACAUGUGUGUUUGACUGUAUUUUAGAGGUGCCUUUGAAUCACUGAGUUUUUCAUUUUGUAUUUGAUUGGAAUCAAGAUAAUUGUUAGUACAUUGCAAUAUAUAUGAAUGGGUUGUAUUGAAGUGUGUUGUAGCAGAGCUCUCGUGCAUGCUUGCACAGCGGAGCACCAUGGGUAAGAAAUGUGGUUAUCUAUGCAUCCAAGAAAUUUGGGUUCUGAGAAAAUCAUCCAUGCAUACAUCCACCCCUUCAUGUAACCCAGGGGGGCGGGGAAUUUUGCAUUUCAAGCACCCGCACAUUUUGGCGGUAAAUUACAUGGCCACCCUGACCUUUAGAGAGAACAAAACAGCCGAGUCUUUCUUUCAACUAAAUUUUAAUGUCUAUGAUGUGGUUCAAUUUUAUCCUUGGUUUAAAUUUUCUUUUCUUUUGUUCAUGGGCAUGGUAAUGUAUGGUGAUGAGUUUGAAACAAAAGAAAAUAAAUUUAAACCAAGGAUAAAAUUGAUCCACAACAUCUACAUUGAUGUCAUGUGGCUAACAGAAAAAGACCUACAACGAGAGAUAAAAAACAAAGGAGACCAAUUUUGUUCAAGGAAAAACAUGAAAAUUUGAAUUGGGCAGUGAGAAAAUGAAAAAAAUGCUAGUAGCCACCAAGGUGAAAAUGAGCAGCAGUGGAAAUAUAGGUGAACAGGAACACAUACAACAAUUCCUCCAUAAUACAUGUAAAUAGGAAGUUUCUCAAAGUUUUACGUUGUAGUCAUGCAAAACAACGGCAAGCAAAUGUACAAAAAAGUGUGGUGCACAUGAAAAGUUUUUUUUUUUUUCACAAAUUAGAACUUUUUUUGUUGCUGUUCUUGUUGCCAUAACCAUUUAGCAUUACAUGAUUAUAUAUUUUGCUAUAUUAUUAUAUAUUAUAUUAACGAGAGCUUUGCUUUUUGCCAUGGCUAAAUCUAUGUCUUACACUGUCAAUAAAGUUGUGGUGCAGACACCACCACUAGUAAUUAAUUAAAUUAUUGAAAAAUAAGAGGUGGUUGCUAACUCUUUACAACAACUUUCCUAAUUAUUUAUUUGUUAGCAUACAAGUCUGCCAUGAAUAAUUCUGACAGCUACAAUCAAAACUGUACAGAGGAGACUCGUUCUAAGCGUUCCAAACCAUGUGCCAUGGAUCUGACCACUCUUGGAGAGUGCUACAGCAAUGAUAAAGACUUUCAAUAUGGCUAUGAUGAAGAAAAACCAUGCAUCUUUUUUAAAAUGAAUAGGGUGAGUUUAUCUUUAAAUUUGAUUCAGGGCUUCUGAAAAAGUGCCUGUACCAGAAGACUACUGGCUCUUAAACCUGACUGAUCUCCGCUCCGUACAUUUUCUUAGUUAAGAAAAUUUGAUAAAAGAUCAAAGCAUUUCCCGAUUAGUUAAGAGAAUUUUAAUAAAAGAUUAAAGCAUUUCCCCUUUCUUGAUCAUUUACUAAUUCUUGUAACUUUUUCUCCUAAUGAUGUAUUGAUGUUGUUAGGAGUAAACUCAGGUUGUCACCCUAGGGACUUAUAAAGUUAAAAACAAUAUAUGUAUAAUGUAUAUGUCAACUUGAACCUCUGUGUGCUAUCACCUAUUGUAAGCAACCUCUUAUCCAUCACCACCACUACCAUCAUCAUCAUCAUCAACUGGGCAUGCUGGUUGCUCAGAUUGCUAGGACUAGUGCAUUUUGUCCAUCUCAAUCAUCUUAAGUAGUCAUCUGCCGAUGUAUCUUGCACCAAAGUACUUAUAGAGGACACUGUUUUUAUGUCUCGUACUACAGAGGGGACUGCCAUUUUUCAUGAUCAUCCAAACAGGCAGGGGUCUAGCUGUUUUACAGGGGAAGGCAGUAGUCAUUUUAUUUUUCGGUUAUUUUUACAAAGACCCUGAGGAUCGGGGAUCAAAUCUGUGACUUAACACUCUGCAGUCAAGGGCUUUUCUUACCGAGUAGUGCUGCUCUGGCAAAAAAAUGGUUUAGACAAAUAUUUACCAUAAAUAAUCUAAUAAAUGCCCACCCUCAAAUAAAUGCCUCAUGUGAUAUACACCACCCACCCACCCCCCUCCCCUGUGCUGUUAAUUUUUUAUUAAACCCCCCUCUAAUUAAUGCCCCCCCCCCCAUGAAAAUUGCUCCAAAAUACUAGGAAAUUGCAAAAUAGAGUAAAAUCAAUCAAUGUAUUAGUUUUGAUUAACAUCAGUUUGUGUAUCAUGUCAUGUUCGAUUUCAAGUUCAGAGUAAGGAUAGCGCUCUUUGAUCGUCUUGAUCUUGGUGCUAAACAUGUCAGCAAUUUUUUCCUGCCUGUUUGAGCUUGCUAGCAUCCAGGAAUGACACUUCGCAUUUUUGUUUUCUGCAAACUUGGACAGUAAGGAAAUUCAAUUCAGGCACAGCUAGAAAACCAGCAAGGAUUCUGGACAGCUCAAUAGGGAUGUUUCCUGCUAAAACCAAAUUGUCUUGCUUGGGAGAUUGUUUGUACACACUAGCAGCAUUAGGAUCAUAUUCGUUCGCCUCUUCUUAGUUGCCUUUCUUGCAGAUUAAAACGUCUAUGUCCCCUUGUAAACAUGAUGCCCGCGUAUUGCUGCCUUGAUCUUCAUUUCAUGGGACAUGAAAAAACUAAAAUUGUAAUCCGUUUUGGCCAUAAUGUUCUGCAAGCUCUCGUUGAACUGUUGGCUGUUCUUGAAACACAAUCAUGAAACGCAUGCGCACAGUCCACAACUUUCUGCACAUAGGAUGAAAACAUGACCUGUAACAUGACUUUAUAAAAGCUUGAAGUCAGUCCUUCACUUCGCAAUGUCUACUUCACAUGGUUCAGCUAUAUCGAACAAAGAGAGAAAAAACGAAGGUUUACCAUGUACCUUAAAUGUGAGGCAAUAGCAUACACAAAAGGGAAUCCAACCUAGCAGGAGAGUUAAGCACAUCAGAGAGUGGCAUAAAAACAAAGGGUCAAUCAAAGAAUUGAAAGAUGACUAUUGCCCUAAAAGAGCCAGAUUGCCCUAUUGAUCAAUUGUUAUCGUACAUCCUUCAAGUAUGCAAACUUUCGAAACAACAUGAAAAUCAGCCUCCAUGUAUCACAGCUAUGGAUGAAAUGCUUGUGUGGGACGAUAUGGUCUCUAACACUACCAUCAAUAGAGUAGGGGUGACAUCCAUCAGCCUAAAGAUGACCAGAUAUGAAAAAGUCAUGGUUAAAGUGUGUUUAUCUGCCAGAGCUGAUGGGACUUAACUAAAACCAUUUUAUGUGUUUUGUGCUGCCAAGCAAGAGACAAGAAACUGAAAGAAGAUUGCAGGCAUAAAUGCGUUGUAACCAUAUCAUCCAAUGCCUGGACGAAUGAAGAAUUAACUCUACAGUAGGUGAAAAGCGUUCUUGGAACAUUUUCCUUUAACAGGCACUUACUGGCGUGGGAUUCUUAUUAGUGUCAUAUGAUGAAGAGUGUCAAAGAAGCACUUAACCAAAUUAAUGUUCCAAGUUAUAGCUCCCAGUGGUUGUACUAAAUAGUUACAAGCACCAGACAUAAGUUGGAACAAACUGUUCAAGGAUGGCUAGUGGUGUACAAGAAUACAGCUAUUUCGAGAAAGGUUGUCGGAAAAAGUGCACGUGCCAAUCCUGAAAGGUAUUGUGGGUGGUUUUGAGUUCACUGUUCUUCAAAGAAAUUUGAAAGAAUGGCACGAGAGGCCAUUAAAGUAUGUAUGCGAGUUUUGAAGUAAAGCAACAAAAGUAGGUUCGACAGCUACAGUGUCAGGAACAGUGUAUUGAUCAUGUCCCAUAUUACCUUUUGGGAUUGUCUCGUGCACAUUUUUUUCCAACAACCUUUCUCGGAAUAGCUGUAUACAGAAGCUAGAAACAUACAACUGCCAUCGAGAAAGAUGAUUGUGGAAUGGGUGUUGACAGCCUGGUCAUGGCUCUCUACAGAUGUGAUUGCUAAAUCGUUCAUGUCCUGUGCAUUGAAUCUCGCAGUUGAUGGCUUUGAAGAUCCAGAGAUUCAUUGCCUCAAGAAAAGUCAACCGUGUGAAGUAGGAGCAGAGCAUUUAGAGGCGCAACUCUCCAUUAUGAAUGAACCAAAUCUCCCAAACCCUUUCCAAGUCAUAACCGACUCAGACAUCGAAGAAGUUAACCAUGAAAACAAAAUUACUCUGGAUGAGGACUCUGAUAUUGACGUUGAGAGCUAAAAGAUGUGUUUUUUCCUGUCAAACACCACUCCCAUCCCCUCUCCAAAUUGUCAAACAACUCUUUGAGAGCUGAGGGACUUCAGUGUUUGAAUAAAAUAUGAAAGCAACUUGCUCUCAUUAAGGCACCCUCUUGAUUGUAGCAGAAGAAAAAUUAAAUUAGAAACCUUGGAGUGCAAAAGCCAUCAGCCUGCAGUUGAGAUUCUGUUAACACAAAAACAUGUUUGGCCGAAAGCAUACUGUAUACAGUUUUGCUGAGUUUGUUAAAAUAAGUUACAAGAAUAAACGCCUCUCAAAUAAACACCUCCUAUCUAUUGAACGCCCCCUUUUGGACCCCUAAAAUUUUAUAAAUGCCCCAGGCGUUUAUUAGAUCAUUAAUUUACAUUAUUCAAAAUACCUAAUUCAUUCAGUUAAACCAGGUAGCCACAUCAGUGCUUACAGCCUUCUCUCCUUUCCCCUAACCACUAGAGAUGUUUCGCAGGAAGAGAUGUGUGCGAUUUGGCCCCUAAAAUUCUAUACUGAUUAGUUGAAUCAAUGUUUAUUUUGUAGUUUAUUUUUUAUCGCUGGUAAUUUUUAUUUUUCUUUUGUUUCAACUUCAUUAGCAUACAUUACCAUACCCAAAAACAAAAGAGAAAUUUAAAAUUACGCGAGAUGAAAAAUUAAUUACAUGUACAACAUUUACAUUAUGAUUGAUCUGAUACUCAUGGCCGGGGUUCCACAUUUAAAUUUGUCUGACUUUGUGUUUCUCCUGAUCUAUUAUUUUCAAGUUUUGAGUUCUUCUGCAAACAAGUGGCAACAAAACUCAAAUGCUUCUUGUAAUUUAUAUUCCACAAAUUAUGACUGUUUUUUUAGUAGAUCCAUGGCAUUUACAUUUGAUCUUUGUGACCUUUUGUCUGUCAAUCUUAAACAAUAGCUCAAAACAAAAAAACAGAAUAACUACCCCAACCAAUUGGCACUCCUUGACCAGUUUCCAGACAAAUCUACAUCAUCAGUAUUGAAUUACCAAGGUCUCUCCCGCAAAUUGUCCUGCAGUAAUGAGCAAGGAGAGAUUGCUGUAUUUGCAGGCUGCACAACACCGGCAUUGUGAUUUUUCAGCGUUUUUAACCACCUGAAGUGACAUGCAGUCUGAUCUCCCACCCAGUUGCAAGUUGGACACUGAUAGUGCACAACCCUGUUUAGACAACAUGUUUUUUUUGUAUUAUUCAUCCUUUUCUUGUUUUUUGUUAUUGUGAGAAUGGUUCUUCUUGAGACAGUCACACAAGUGACUUGAAUGUUUUUUUUUUCUGAUUCAUCUGUGUCACUUUCUCGUAUAUUCACUAAACUGGGAAAUUCGUCAAUGCGUUGUGUUGUUUCCUGAGAUAAAAUACUUAUUAAAAAAUUUUCUUCUCUCUAGGUGUAUGGCUGGGUCCCUGAACCUGAGGAGGGGUUGGAUUAUGUUAAACUGGCAUGCAAAUUUGAAGAUGAAAGCCAAAAAGUAAGAAUAAAUACAAUUGCAUAGCCAUCUAUAUCACUGUUGUAGGAAAUAAAUUCUGUACAGUCAAUGGGGAUUUGUACAUGUCAUUUCUUGCUCCAACAAGUCAUCCAUUUAACACUUUAAAACAUGCAAAAUACUAUUCUUAACAUUGUUCACCAUAGUACAUUUGUUAUGGCACUCGUGCAGAGAACUUGUUUAAACAAUGAGAUACCUUUGUGUCUGUUUUUCUUUUGUGCCUUUUGGGGUGCACAAAAAGGUACAAGAGAAAAAACAGAAAAGGCUGCAAGAUUGCAUUUGGUAGCUUAACCAUGUACGGUAAAUUUGGCAGUUUAUCUAACUUUGAAUGUUUUUUGUUGCUUGACUUUCUCUUAUCAUGAUUCCUGGCAAACUAAAACCUUAUAGAAAAUCAACCUACAAUGCAUUGCAAACCCUUUCAAGUACCUCAUGUACAUGUAUAUAUCCACGAAAUAUAUGCCCUGAAAUGACUAGUGCCCAGGACCUUGCAGGGCUACCAAGUAGGCCUUGUAGUUGUUAUUGUGACCUUUUGUCAAAACUGUUGUAAUUCACCACUUACACAUCUCCAUCUAUGCACCUUAUUUGCCCCCCAAAAUUUUGCAUAAGCAUUGUUUUCAAUUUUUCUUGGAACAGCUGUAAUACCCAGGAGAAAAGGAAAACAAAGGCUAUGCAAAAUUUUGGGAAGCGAAUAAGGUGCAUUAUGGGAGAUGUGCAAGUGGUGAAUAUAACUAAAAAUGCGGUUGUUUUUGGAAGGAAAAUAGUCUGAAAGGAGCCUAAAGGUUUCUAAAAAAUCGUGGUUAUGAAGAGAAAACAUGCAUUUCUAGAAACUCUUAGUGCAUUGCUCAGUAUUGUGCAGAAUUGUCCAGUCCAGCACCCUUGUACCCUGUCUGAAGCACUGAUGAUAUUAUUUUAUUCAUUUUAAUAUUUUGUACCAGUGAAUUUUACCUUCAACAACCAAAAUGCGCAUGUUACUUGUCCGAUGGACAUAAAAAAAUAGUUGUCUCCGACAAAGAAAUUUGUUACAAGAAUACACAUACCUUCAAUUUUAAUAUCCUCCAUGAUUCCAAGUUUUAGUAAUUUUGGUUAGUAAAACAUAGAACUAUUUGUUAACAUUUCUGGCCUUGGUUGUUCAAGCAUUGGAUAGCACUAUCCACACUGGAUAAAUCACUAUCCAGUUGUUCUUGUUGGAAAUCUCAGGAGUCAUAGAUACAUUUUUGGCUUUUAUUUAACCCGGCUUGUUGUAUUGGGUUGUAUUAUAAUGCAAAUAAUUGUAUUUUGUCUUCAACAGGGCUUGCUUCCCUUCCCAUCAGACAAGCCUGGCUUUCUCGCCAAUUUCUACCCAUUUUUUGCUGAGGAUGAUUGGCUUGGCCCAAUUGCUGCUCUUAAAAUUAACACCACAGCUAAAGGAGUUCUUCUCUGUGAGGCCCGCGCUCAGAAUAUCAAGAAAUCUGAUACCUACCGACUCAACCGAGGUGCAACUGGAAGAGUUCGCAUCGAGCUUGACUUGUAA
Molecule: messenger RNA, 12801 nt
Organism: Porites lobata
Lineage: Eukaryota; Metazoa; Cnidaria; Anthozoa; Scleractinia; Poritidae
Source: the annotation of a GenBank genome assembly